Messenger RNA from Penicillium mononematosum, 1284 nucleotides. Its product is annotated as sialidase family protein. Gene Ontology annotation, molecular function: exo-alpha-sialidase activity. The transcript has a single exon. Gene Ontology annotation, cellular component: membrane; cytoplasm; intracellular membrane-bounded organelle. NCBI's taxonomy places the organism in Eukaryota, Fungi, Ascomycota, Eurotiomycetes, Eurotiales, Aspergillaceae. Bases 1 to 1284 code for a protein of 427 amino acids. Gene Ontology annotation, biological process: oligosaccharide catabolic process; ganglioside catabolic process. The record is from RefSeq and is a predicted model, not a curated record.
AUGCUAUCUUCAUUUAUCUAUUUGGCACGCGAGUGCUCCAUAUUGCGCGCUAUCUCCUUAUGUGCCAUCCUCGCCGUAGCAACUGCUACGGCGAGCGCAAGCGUCACAUUCAAACACACGCUGGCCACAAAUGGAGAGGGGCUGUUUCCACAGUACCGAAUUGUUGCCUUGGCAAAUCUGGGAAAUGGUGUCCUCCUGGCAUCGUAUGAUGGGCGCCCAGAUGGAGGAGAUUCGCCAUCCCCAAAUUCAAUUUUACAACGACGCAGUACGGACGGUGGGAAGACUUGGGGCAACCCAACAUAUAUUGCCCAAGGUCAACCAACGUCGUCGACGCUCCAACAGUACGGCUUUAGUGACCCAAGCUACGUGGUCGACUCCGAUACCGGAAAGGUUUUCAAUUUCCAUGUCUUCUCGAAGAACCAGGGAUUUCUCAAUAGCGCAAUCGGAAAUGACGACACCGACUUGAAUAUAGUCAGCGCUGAAGUCUCCGUUUCGACUGAUGGAGGACUUAGCUGGACCACUGAUCCAGACCAUCAAUCCUCUUUCCCUCCUGUUGCAUCUGCCGAUGUUGGUGCACCGCCACUCAUUACGAAAGCGAUCAAGCCCGUGGGCAGUACUUCCAACGGGGUAGCCAACGUUGGUGGAAUUACUGGAAUGUUUGCUUCAUCCGGAGAGGGGAUUCAACUCAAAUAUGGCAAACACGCCGGGCGCCUGGUUCAACAAUUCCUUGGUAAAGUCAUCCAACCAGACGGUUCAAAGGUCUCGCAAGCCUAUAGUGUCUAUAGUGACGACGGUGGCGCUACAUGGAAGAUGGGGAAAGUCAUUGGCAAUGGGAUGGAUGAGAACAAAGUUGUGGAGCUAUCAAAUGGCAACUUGAUGCUUAACUCACGCCCGAGCGAUGGUAGUGGAUAUCGAAAGGUCGCAACCUCAACCGAUGGUGGUGAAACUUGGUCAACACCAGCAAGGGAAACCCAACUCCCUGACCCAGGAAACAACGGAGCAAUUACCAGAAUGUAUCCUGCUGCGGCACAGGGUUCGGCCGAUGCCAAAAUCCUCCUGUUUACCAAUGCAAACAGUAAAACAAGCCGAAGCAAUGGUACAAUCCGCUAUUCCUGUGACGACGGAAAGACCUGGUCUUCUGGCGCAGUGUUCCAGUCUGGCUCGAUGUCCUAUUCCACAGUCACCGCACUCGGCGAUGAUAAGUUCGGAAUCUUUUACGAGGGAGAUAGCAACGGCCUCGUCUACAUUGAAGUUUCCAAGGAUUUCAUUGGGGUUUCCUGCUGA